AUGGUGAAAGAAAUAGAUCCAAUCGAUCUUAUGUACAUACACCCAUUUGAGAGUGUCGGCUUUGGAAUAAUACCUACUGCGUUUGAUGGAGUUAAUUACAGGUCAUGGAGACGAGGAAUGUUGCGUGAUUUGUCCGUUAAGAAUAAAAUGGGUUUCGUCAUUGGCAAACGUAAAAAGCCAGUUCAAAAUGAUCCUCAAAUCAACCAAUGGGAGAGAUGUGAUGACAUGGUCACCUCAUGGAUUUUGCAUUUACUUUCGAAAGACAUGACUGACAUCCUACAAUAUGUAAGCAAUGCUGCUGAACUCUUGCAAGAGUUGGAGGAUAGAUAUGAUCAAACUAAUGGUGCGAAGCUCUAUAAACUCCAAAAGGAAAUUAGUGAUUUAGUUCAAGGAUCCAUGGAUGUUACUACCUACUACACUAAGAUUAAAAGACUAUGGGAGGAACUUGAAACUUUAGAUGUCAGUAAUCAAUUUAAUUGUGUAUGUGUUUAUGGUGCCAAAACAGCGAUAUACAAGGCUGAACAGGAUAGAAGAUUGACACAAUUUCUAAUGGGGCUAAACAAGGUGUACACUAUUGUGAGGGGAAGCAUCCUAAUGAUGAAUCCUCUUCCAACUUUUGCUCAAGGAUUUUCUAUCCUAAUUUAA
Molecule: messenger RNA, 645 nt
Organism: Solanum pennellii
Lineage: Eukaryota; Viridiplantae; Streptophyta; Magnoliopsida; Solanales; Solanaceae
Exons: 1
Coding region: 1-645 (214 amino acids)
Source: RefSeq, a predicted model, not a curated record